AAAGGCCCAAACCCCACAGCCGCACGCGCGACCACCGUCACCAUGGUGCCAGCCUCCGCUGCCCUGCUGCUGACCCUGCUGCUCCCGAUGGCGGCCGCGGCGGCGGCGGCGGCCAUGGACCCUGCCGAGAGGGAGACGCUCUUCCGCGUCAUGGAGGCCGUGUCCUCCGACCGGGACUGGCGCGUCGAGAGCCCCGACCCGUGCGGCGCCCCGUGGCCGGGGCUCGAGUGCAAGCCGGCCGGCGGCAGCACGGGCGACGCCGCGGCGGCGCGCAUGCACGUCACGCGGCUGGACUUCGGCGUGGAGCCCAACCCGACGUGCAAGGACGCGGCGGCCUUCCCGCCCGAGGCGUUCUCCCUGCCCCACCUCCAGUCCCUCUUCUUCGUCGACUGCUUCACCAACCCGGCGGCCACCACGGCGCUCGCCCUGCCGGCGCCCGCCAACCUCUCGGCCUCCGGCCUGCAGCAGCUCAGCAUCCGGGCCAACCCGGCGCUGUCCGGCACGGUGCCGCCGGCGCUGGCCACCCUCCGGUCCCUCCAGGUGCUCACCAUCUCCCAGAACGCGCUGGUCCGUGGCGGAAUCCCGCCGGGCAUCGGGGACCUCACGUCGCUGGUGCGGCUCGACCUCAGCUACAAUUCGCUCUCCGGGCCGGUGCCCAGCCAGAUUGGCCAGCUGAAGAGCUUGGUCGGCCUGGACCUGAGCUACAACUCGCUGUCCGGCGCCAUCCCGGGGCGGAUCGGCGAGCUGCGGCAGCUGCAGAAGCUGGACCUCAGCUCAAACAACCUCACCGGUGGCGUCCCGGACACCGUCGCCAACCUGACCUCGCUCACCUUCCUGGCGCUCAGUAACAACGGCCUGAUCGGCCAUUUCCCCCCGGGCAUCUCCGGGCUGCGGAACCUCCAGUACCUGAUCAUGGACAACAACCCGAUGGGCGGCCCGCUGCCCUCCGAGCUCGGCGGCCUCGCCCGCCUCCAGGAGCUCCGGCUGGCCGGCUCCGGCUACUCGGGGCCGAUACCGGAGGCGUUCGGCCAGCUCUCGAGCCUGACGACGCUCUCGCUGCAGGACAACAACCUGACGGGGCCGAUCCCGGCGGCGCUGAGCCGGCUGGGCAGGAUGUACCACCUCAACCUGAGCAACAACGCGCUGGGCGGGGCCGUGCCGUUCGACGGCGCGUUCCUGCGGCGGCUCGGCGGGAACCUCGACCUGAGCGGCAACUCCGGGCUGUGCCUCGACGACCGGAGCGUGCUGCGGGGCGUCGGCGUCGGCGCCUGCCGCGGCGGCGCCGGCGGUGGCGUCACGUCGUCGGCUACGGGAAGAGGUUUGAUGGCGGCGAGGGGUUCCCACUCCCAGGACAGCCUCCUGUUGGGGCUGCUCGGCCCAGCGUGCGUGGCCGUGUCCUGCCUUUUUGCCCUCAACGGGCACGCGCCAUAUUGA
Molecule: messenger RNA, 1434 nt
Organism: Panicum hallii
Lineage: Eukaryota; Viridiplantae; Streptophyta; Magnoliopsida; Poales; Poaceae
Product: receptor like protein 29
Exons: 1
Coding region: 43-1434 (463 amino acids)
Cellular component (GO): plasma membrane
Molecular function (GO): protein binding
Source: RefSeq, a predicted model, not a curated record